Messenger RNA from Closterium sp. Naga37s-1, 546 nucleotides. Lineage: Eukaryota; Viridiplantae; Streptophyta; Zygnematophyceae; Desmidiales; Closteriaceae. The record is from the annotation of a GenBank genome assembly.
AUGGCUGCGAUUGCGCAAUUAGCGGCGGGAAGUGCGAUCACCACGCUGCGAUACACGAGCUCAUCGAGCAGCCUGUUCGAUAAGAGCAGAUUGCCACAGCUUACAUCGGGACAUCGCGCGAGGAGCAGGGUGAGCAAUCGUCGUCGCGUGCCGUUGUCACAGCGCAUCACCAGCAAGAUGGUUAUUCCAGGGUUCGGCGAGUCGCCCGAGGCGAGGUCCGCGGGGGCGCUGCACAACUUCUUCACCUACAUCGCCGUGCGCAUCGUGCUCUCGCAGCUGCAGGCGUACAACCGCGAGGGGUACGCGGAGCUUAAGGAGUUCACGGACCGCGUGCCUCUUAAAGACGGCGACCAGUUCUGCGCCACGCUCAUGCGCGAGAGCCCUCGGCACAAGAAGUUCGCCAUGAGAAUUCUCGAGGUUCGGCAAGCUUACGCGCUGGAGGACUUUGAGUGGGAGAACCUCCGAUCCGUGUCUCUCAAGCGAAUGGAGGAGGGCAACAAACAGUUGAUGCGAGAUUUCCUCAUGGAGACCAGCCGCUUUGAUUAG